This is a messenger RNA of Ilyonectria robusta, 660 nucleotides long. RefSeq lists its product as uncharacterized. Bases 1 to 660 code for a protein of 219 amino acids. The transcript is spliced from 2 exons. Lineage: Eukaryota; Fungi; Ascomycota; Sordariomycetes; Hypocreales; Nectriaceae. The record is from RefSeq and is a predicted model, not a curated record.
AUGAAGGUCCUCGUCUUAGGAUUGCCCCGCACAGGCACCCAGUCCCUCGCCGACGCCCUAGAGUUGCUAGGUAUCUCACCAGUUUACCACAUGCGCGAGGUCGGAAAGAAUGGCCACGCCGGCCUCUGGAUGGCUGCCCUCGAAGAGAGGACCAAGCCAGAUGGCACCCCGUGGACGCGAGUCCAGUUUGAGCAGAUUCUCGGCGGCUUCCAAGCUGUGGCCGACUACCCAGCCGCCAUCUUCCCUGCCGAGCUGCUGGACGCCUACCCAGAGGCCGCCGUCAUCUUAUCCAUGCGAGGUUCCGAGGACGCGUGGCACACAAGCAUGGCUCUAACCCUCGUCCACGCCCAUGCUCGCCGAUCGCCCACCGACGUCUCCCCUGUCGCCACCCUGGCACGGAAGUACCAUGCGGCAUGUUGGGACGACGACUUUGACAAAAACGGCAAGGCACUCUACCAGAAGCACAAUGCAGAAGUCAGAGAAUUGGCUGUCGAUCGCAAAUUUUUGGAGUACCAGCCCGGCCAAGGGUGGGCACCGCUAUGCGAGUUCCUUGGCGUAGCGGUCCCAGAGGGCGUUCCAUACCCCAGAAGCGAUGAUUGGGCUGAGUAUAAGAAGAAGGCCGAGGAGGACGUCAAAGCGAGCGAAAAUAGCGCGCGGUGA